AGGAACGAGUUUCACAUUGACGAAAUCCAUUCAUCAUCUGCUUAUCCUGCUCGAGUUGUAAAACCCUCAUGUCCUCCUCUUUAUUUUGGUGCAUUUUUGAAGCGAAUCUGAUCUGAGUCUAACGCAAAAAGUAAGUACUAAAGGUUUUCUGGCGAAAUCAUUUUCAUUUGUAAAAAAAAAAGUAGCACUACGGAAAAUACUAACUCAAAAAAACUCUGUUGAAGCCACCGAAGAUAGCACUAUUUGCCUUUCCAGUUCCAGUGGAAAAAAAUCGAAUGUUGGCUACCACGAAAGAGAAGGCGCCUCGCGGGGUCAUGCUCUCGGCUCUGGCCGUGUUGGGGGCCGCGUACUUUGCGCCCGGCCUUGUGCACGGCGUCGGUUUGCGUGCGGGGGCCGGCUCGGCGGCUAAUUCAGAAGAUCCGCAGGUGAUCCGCGAAGAAUGUCGCCCGAGGCUGGUUUUCGUGGAGACGGCACGGACGGAGCUGAAUCAGCUGGCUCCCGUUAAGGACGCGCUGCGUAACUUUUAUGGGUACAACGACGCAGCGGAGGUCCCCCAGCAAAAUUUCGAUAAUACCGACACGCUGAACGGGCUCGGUCUGCCGGCGGGGUCGCCAGACAUGGCAAUGGCGACGGAGGCGAGGACCCUUCAGGACAGAACUCCCUUGCGUGCAGCGGACGGCGCAACGCCUCUCGGAGAGGUGGUCGCUGGUUGCAUAGAGGGAUUCCAGCGCGUGUUGUGGAAGUUCUUUUCCGCCUUCCGCGACCGAGUCCCGGAGGAAAAGGAGCGACGCCGGAUCGCGCAGCGGCUGCUCGCCGCCUGGGGCGUGCCGUUGCGAAAGGGAAAGAGUCCGCUGGAGGAACGACGCCCCAUCCAUAUCGUGGUGGACUUCCUCUACCCGGGGGCCGCUUUUCUUGGUCUCCUAGCCGAGUUUCUGGAGGACCCCCGCGUCUUCCCGGCGGGCGGCAAGCUGUUUGCGUGGGUGGGCACUCCGAUUCUCGCGGUGGGGGCGUUGUCCUGGACGGGCUCGACUGCAGCGGCCGACGCAGCUGCCGUCGCCGACAUGCACAAGUUAAAUUUCGUCGCGCCGACCGGUCCCUAUCUCCCGGGAGGGGGGGACGCCGCCGCCGUCGUCCGGCUCCUGCUCCGUCUGCCCGGAGGCCCGAGCGAGGGGGAAGAGGUUUCGCGCCCCUUCCCGGACUGGUUUCCGGUCGAUCGGAUCUGCGCCGCGCUGCCCUGGUUUCCGCGCGACAACGUGGCGCUGGCGGAAGGUGGGUACGAAAGACUCGUCGCAGGAGGGACAGCCGGCGAGCCGGUGCACUCGAUCUUCGCCGGGGACGAUCAGGCGUUUGCGAAGCGGGUGUUCUGGCUGAACACCGGUGCUCCGCCUGCCGGAGCACCGGAAGCUGUAACCGACGUGGCGCCCGAAGUCGCGGAGCUCGAAGCGCUGGCACUUGCCGGCGCAGGAGCCGGGCCCACCACCUCGGGCGCCGGCGCGGCGGGUGCUCCUGGGCAACAAGUAGUGCUGGCGAAACCUCCGAAAACCCUGGUGUUCGUGGCUCUCGGCACGACCGGUGGGGUUCCGCUGGUCGGGGGUGGAAACAAGGGAGAACGCCGCCUCCCGUACAAGGAGAUGCUGGAGGACCUGUUGAGUCUCGGCGAGGAGUACGUCGUCGCGGUGCGCGUGGCCUAUCCGGGGGGCCAGGCCGAGCAAGAAAAGGUCCAAACGCCGGCGGACAUUUUGGCCGCGCUGACGGAAAAUGGAACCGGCCAAGCCACGGUGAAGCUGUACGAGGGGCAUUUCCCGCAGAAGGCACUGCUCGGCGCACGGUCGGCGCGGGAGAAUCGCCUCAUCUUCGUGUCACACGGAGGCAUUAGCAGCCUCUCCGAGGCGCUCCGCGCGCGCGUCCCCACGGUGUUGAUGCCCCAAUCGGAGGAGCAACUGGCGAACGACAAGCUGAUGGUGGCGCACGGGCUCGGGGUGGACGCCUCGCAGGCCGGGGCGAACUACGAAGUGUACGGCGCCGAGCGGAAGGCUUUCCCGCAGAAGUGGGCCUUGCCGGCACAGUACGCGACAGAUGACGCAUCUACAUCUUCCCAGACUGCCGGCUUCGCAAAGCUGUCGGAAGCCGUCGCGGCGGUCGCAGCACGAAAGAAGGUGCUGCGGGAGAAUAUCGACGCAUUUGCGACCGAAAUGAAGAAAAAAGCACUUGCUGUCGAAGAAUUAGCAAAAAUGCUCGCGACACCUGGAAACGCGCCGCAACUUUAGUGGUCGAAGGCAGCUGAGUAGGUCUUACGUCCAAAACCACUUUUGCAUGCCUUCAACGCCGCGCCCGAGCCGAAGCCGUCCGAGAGCAAUGCGUGCUCGCAGCAGUAGUUCGGUCGGGCGAAAUAUAAAAGUCUCAAUCUCACACUGCGAAAUUAGAUCUGAAAAUAGCAGGCUAUUGAUUUUUAUUGAUUUGUUUUGGAAGUAACUAUUUUGGAAAAGUUUUCUCUCGCUGGCAGUACAGGUUUUGGAAAUAAACAUUUUGGAAAUAAACAUUUCGUCUGCUCCGGUUUUGAUGUUGUAUUGUCUGCUCCGGUUUUCAACAGAAAAAAUUGUUUCACUUGUAUCACUUGUUUCACUUGUAGUAUCACUAGGGUAGCAGGGCAGGCCUUUCCUGCCGCGCGUCGGAGGAGGGAGUUGCGCCGCGCCCAGCUCGAACUAAUCAUCGCCAUCACCUCCCCAAAGAUUUCUACAUAAAGUGAAAACUUGAUGAGCGGAGGACGUCUGCCGAGAUAAUUAUUAUCCACGGCUAGCACUAAUUCCUGUUGAGACCACACGGUAAAUUGCACGUGGUCUACCAAUUAUUAGAUAUGCUGGAACAAGGCGGCUACUACGCAUGUUCAACUUCGGAGAAGAUUCUGACUACCUGUAUGAUGUUGAAGCUAAGAAGACCACUUGCGCGUGGUUCUUCCUACUACUUCUACUUGAUCCUCAUCUGGUAAUCAGCCAAGCGUCCUUGCGCUCGCGCUCGUCCGAAUCGCAAAUGAAAAAAACUAAAUCGCCCACUCGAAGAAUAAAUUUGACUGACCCCUUAUCGCUUCACGUCACCAGGACUCCUCCGCCCCGAGGCCCCGGCGUCGUGUUGUGGGAUUACGUAUGCCAGCACUUUUGAAAAGAAAACCGCAAAAAUAUAC
Messenger RNA from Amoebophrya sp. A120, 3178 nucleotides. The record is from the annotation of a GenBank genome assembly. NCBI's taxonomy places the organism in Eukaryota, Dinophyceae, Syndiniales, Amoebophryaceae.